Molecule: messenger RNA, 1695 nt
Organism: Trichoderma asperellum CBS 433.97
Lineage: Eukaryota; Fungi; Ascomycota; Sordariomycetes; Hypocreales; Hypocreaceae
Biological process (GO): proteolysis
Molecular function (GO): serine-type carboxypeptidase activity
Source: RefSeq, a predicted model, not a curated record
AUGAAGCUCCAAUGGAUUUUGGGCCUCUUGGCAACCGCCUGCACCGUCGUCGCAGCCCCCUCUGCUAAUCAUUCCCUCGGUAUUCCCCCUCUUGGUCUUGACAAUCGUGCCAUUGGUCCUGCCAUCCCUUCCCUCCCGGAUAGCGGCGAUAGGUGUGAUUCCCAGCCACAGCCUGAGCCGCGAUUUUACAACUCUGUCACGAAAGGUUUCUAUGUCAACGGCACCACUCUCCCUGAGAUCAACUUUGAUGUGGGCGAAUCGUACGCUGGUAAUCUCCCUGUUAGCACCAAGCCCGGCGAGAGUGAUGAGCUCUUCUUUUGGUUCUUUCCGACAGCCAACAAGGAGCACCAGAAUGACAAAGAAAUUGUCAUCUGGCUCAGUGGCGGCCCCGGAUGCUCGUCCAUGUUGGCUAUACUUCAGGAAAAUGGUCCCUUCUCAUGGCAACCCGGGACAUUGAAGCCCACCCCCAAUCCCUUCAGUUGGCACCUCCUCUCCAACGUCGUUUGGAUCGAUCAGCCUGUCGGCACGGGUUAUUCCAAGGGCGAGCCCAGCAUCAAAGACGAAGACGAGCUGGCCGAGCAAUUCAUGGGUUUCUGGCGCAAUUUUGUUGACACCUUUGGCAUGCACGGUUGGAAAGUCUACAUCGCAGGAGAAUCUUAUGCCGGCAUGUACGGCCCAUACAUCUCCAGCCAUUUUAUCGACGCAAAGGACCCAGAAUAUUACAACAUGCGGGGGUUGCUUGUUUACGAUGGAGUCAUGUUUGACUCGAUUGCGCAGAGCAGCAUCCCAAUCCUGCCGUUCAUCAACCGCUAUCAGGAUAUACUUCCUUUUGAUGACCUUCAGUUGUCUAAGUUCCGUGGUAUCCAUGAAGAUUGCGGCUUCACCGAUUACUUUGACAAAUAUCUUGUCUUCCCCCCCUCGGGAAUACAGCCUGGCCUCAUUCCGGGCGCCAACAACGAAACCUGCUCUAAUUUAUGGGAUACAGUGCGUAAUAUGGCUUGGAUGGCGAACCCUUGUUUCAACACGUACAAUAUCAUCGACUACUGCCCCUUUGUUAACAGCGUAGGUGCUAAUCCUGUCAACAACACCAACGGAAGUGUCCCCUAUUUUGACCGCCGCGAAGUCAAGAUUGCCAUUCAUGCCUCUCCUUCAACAGAUUGGGUCCCGUGCGCCACUAAGUCUGUCUUCUUGACCAACGACAGCAAGGAACAAUCUUCUGUCCCCCCAGGACUCAAGCAGCUCCCGAAUGUCAUCGACACAACCCAAAAUGUCAUCCUCGCCGCAGGUGGUGUCGAUAUAUUGGUUCCCUUGAACGGAAUAGUGCUGGGGAUUCAAAACAUGACGUGGGGUGGCAGGCUGGGCUUCCAAUAUCAACCGCAGGACCCAUUCUACGUACCAGACUACGGAAUCACACGCAUUCCGGGUGGUUUCACUGGAUAUGGCUCCAACCUACCAGCAUCGCAUGGCGUUCUGGGCACAACCCAUCAUGAACGAGGUCUCACACUCGUAGCGACAAAACUGGCCGGACACCAAGGACCCGAAUUCGCACCUGCGGCUGCGUUCCGCCACAUAGAGAAGUUGCUGGGAAGAGUGAAGAGCCUAAGCAACACAGAGUCAUUUACUCUUCCAGGGUUACGAAACAUCUCUCAGCCAGCUAGCACGACUUUGGGCAAGGGUACCAUGCCGAUCCCCUAG